Messenger RNA from Trichosurus vulpecula (common brushtail), 1389 nucleotides. Its product is annotated as interferon regulatory factor 6-like. Lineage: Eukaryota; Metazoa; Chordata; Mammalia; Diprotodontia; Phalangeridae. The record is from RefSeq and is a predicted model, not a curated record. Gene Ontology annotation, molecular function: protein binding; DNA-binding transcription factor activity, RNA polymerase II-specific; RNA polymerase II cis-regulatory region sequence-specific DNA binding. Gene Ontology annotation, cellular component: nucleus. Gene Ontology annotation, biological process: immune system process; regulation of transcription by RNA polymerase II.
AUGGCUCUCCAACCCCGAAGAGUUCGGCUGAAGCCCUGGCUGGUGGCCCAGGUGGACAGUGGCAUGUACCCUGGGCUUGUCUGGCUACACAGGGAAUCUAAGUGCUUCCAGAUUCCCUGGAAACAUGCAACUCAACAUAGCCCUCAACAUGAGGAGGAGAAUACUAUCUUCAAGGCCUGGGCUGUGGAAACUGGGAAAUACCAGGAAGGAGUUGAUGACCCUGACCCUGCCAAGUGGAAGGCCCAACUCCAAUGUGCUCUGAACAAGAGCCGGGAGUUCAACUUGAUGUACGAUGGCACCAAGGAGGUGCCCAUGAACCCGGUGAAGAUAUAUGAAGUCUGUGAUAUCCCCCAGCCCCAGGGUUCAAUUAUUAAUCCAGGGUCCACGGGGUCUGCUCCAUGGGAUGAGGAUAAUGAACUAGAUGAGGAAGAGGAAGACGAGCUAGAUCAGUCACAACCCCAUAUUCCCAUCCAGGAUGCCUUCCCUUUCCUGAACAUCAAUGGCUCUCCUAUGGCACCAGCCAGUGUGGGCAACUGCAGCGUGGGCAACUGCAGCCCUGAAGCAGUGUGGCCCAAAACAGAACACCUGGAAAUGGAAGUACCCCCAGCUCCCAUGCAGCAUGACUUCUUUAGUUCUCCAGAACUAUGGAUCAGCUCUCUCCCAAUGACUGAUUUGGACAUUAAAUUCCAAUACCGUGGGAAGGAGCUGGGGCAGACAACGGUGAGCAACCCUCAGGGCUGCCGACUCUAUUAUGGUGAUCUGGGGCCCAUGCCAGACCAGGAGGAGCUUUUUGGUCCUAUUAGCCUGGAGCAGGUGAAGUUCCCUGGACCAGAUCAGAUCACUAAUGAAAAGCAGAAGCUGUUUACCAGCAGGUUGUUGGAUGUCGUGGACAGGGGACUGAUCUUGGAAGUCAGUGGCCAUGCCAUUUAUGCCAUCAGAUUAUGCCAGUGCAAGGUGUACUGGUCUGGGCCAUGUGCCCCUUCACUUGUAGCCCCUAACUUGAUUGAGCGGCAAAAGAAGGUCAAGCUAUUCUGCCUGGAAACCUUCCUCAGUGAACUCAUUGCCCGCCAGAAAGGACAAAUAGAGAAACAUCCACCUUUUGAGAUUUAUUUGUGCUUUGGGGAAGAAUGGCCUGAUGGGAGGAAGCUCAUUGUGGUCCAGGUUAUUCCAGUGGUUGCAAGGAUGAUCUAUGAGAUGUUUUCUGGCGAUUUCACCUGGUCCUUUGAUAGUGGCAGUGUCCGCCUGCAGAUCUCAACUCCGGAUAUCAAAGAUAAUAUCGUUGCCCACCUGAAGCAGCUAUACCGCCUCCUCCAGACCCAGGAAAGCUGGCCUCCCAUUAACCCUCCUCCCCUCAACAUGCAUAUGACCCCUGCCCUACCAGCUCAGUGA